UUCAUUCGCCUUUGUGAAUCGGAGUUAGAAGCAGAUAUAGGCUGUAAUUGAUGUGUUAUGGAAAACGUAAUUUAAUUAAGUAAAUUAUACUGUGACUAUAAUAAGUACGUAAACUGAAAAUCGAAAGCGUACUGUAAAGAAUAAUCGAAAAUAUGCAUUGAAUUACUUUGUGGUGUUGUCUGCUGUGCCGAGAGAAAAGAAGUUGCUAGUUAUCGCGUUUGUUAUUUUCGAACAUUAAAAAUGAGGAGUCGAAGUAAUUCAGGUGUUCGGUUGGAUUAUUACCAAAGAAUAGUUCACAAGAUAAUAAUGAAUCACCAGAACCCUGUAACAGGUCUGUUACCUGCCAGCCCUCAAAAUAAUCAUGCCUGGAUUCGAGAUAAUGUUUACUGUAUACUGGCUGUUUGGGGAUUAUCAAUGGCAUACAAGAAGAUUGCUGACAUGGAUGAAGAUAGAGCUAAAACUUAUGAAUUAGAACAGAGUUGUGUGAAGCUCAUGAGGGGACUGCUGAUGGCAAUGAUGCAGCAGAAGGAUAAGGUGGAGAAGUUCAAGUCAACACAGAACCCUCUGGAUGGUCUGCAUGCAAAGUACAGCUCCUCCACUGGCCAAGCUGUUGUACGAGAUGAUGAGUGGGGGCAUCUUCAGAUUGAUGCAGUGUCAUUAUAUCUGCUUAUACUGGCACAGAUGACUGCAUCAGGUCUUCAGAUUGUAUUCAAUUUGGAUGAAGUGUCAUUCAUUCAAAACCUGGUUUUCUACAUUGAAUCAGCAUACUGUAUACCUGACUAUGGCAUCUGGGAGCGUGGAGACAAGACAAAUCAUGGAUUGCCAGAGCUAAAUGCAAGUUCUAUUGGAAUGGCAAAGGCUGCCUUGGAAGCAAUGAAUGAACUGGAUUUGUUUGGAGCCCGUGGUGGACCAUCAUCAAUAAUACAUGUUCUGGCAGAUGAGGCUCAGAAAUGCCAGGCAGUUUUACAGUCAAUGCUACCAAGAGAAUCUAGUUCUAAAGAGUUAGACAGUGGUUUAUUAUCUGUCAUCAGUUUUCCUGCAUUUGCUGUUGAUGAUCCUCAGUUGAUUCAGCUCACAAGAACAGCUAUUGUGUCAAAGCUUCAGGGGCGGUAUGGUUGCAAAAGAUUUCUUCGUGAUGGACAUAAGACACCAAAGGAGGAUCCAAAUCGUCUUUACUAUGAGCCGUGGGAACUGAGGAUGUUUGAGAACAUUGAGUGUGAAUGGCCAUUGUUUUUCUGCUAUCUCAUACUGGACUAUUGUUUCCAAGGGAAUAAGAAUGCUGUCAUUGAAUAUACUGAAGCACUCGAAGAGAUCAUGAUACGUACUGAAGAUGGGAUGAAGCUGGUGCCAGAACUGUAUGCUGUUCCAAAUGAUAAGGUAUCAGGAGAGUACCGUGAACCAGGUAGCCAAGAGCGAGUUGUUGUAGGACGCUGUCCCUUUUUGUGGGCCCAGUCCCUUUACAUAUUGGGUAAACUUCUCCAAGAGGGUUUUCUGGCUGUUGGUGAACUAGAUCCAUUGAAUCGCCGGUUGUGUUCAGAGAAAAAACCAGAUGUGGUGGUCCAGGUGGUGAUCUUGGCAGAAGAUAAUGAUAUUCGUGAGAAGUUACGACAGCAUGACAUCAUAGUGCAGACUAUUGAUGAGGUUGCUCCAAUUGAAGUUCAACCAGCUAGAGUUCUUAGUCAUCUUUACACAUAUCUUGGUCGAAACAAGAAACUUGGACUCUCUGGGCGCAAAUCUCGUGAUGUUGGAAUCCUGAGCACAAGUAAAUUGUACUCUUUACAUGAUCGAAUAUUUGCUUUCACUCCCCAGUUGACAGACUUGACUCGUUUCUACAUCGCUUCUGAUUAUGAGUUGAUGAUUGACAUUUUCAAGAGUGAAUUGAAUUUCCUGAAGUCUUCUUGGCAGAACAUGUUAGGCCGACCACUUGUCGUCAUGGCGAUGAAGAACAUUCACCUAGGUACAUGGUGUGAUGAUCAAGGGAAAAUCCCCUUGGCAAUGUUAACAACAAUGAAAAAGUUGAAGAGUGGAUAUAUCAAUGGAACCAGGGUUACUUUGGGAAACCUGAAUGACUUCCUCAGUACAUCAUGCAUCACCAAUUUAAGCUUCCUUGGUAGCCAGGAGGAUGGUUUACCAGAUCGGCUAAACCCACAAGUGCAGAUAUACUUGGAAGAACACUUACUGAAGUCACUUACUCCUCGUUCGCAACUACUUAACCGCCCAGCCAUACGUAAAGGGGGUGCAAUGCGGCGCCGUAUGUCAGUGAAGGGAGCCAUCAAGAAGACCCGAUCAAUAGCAGUAGAACCUGAUAUUUUGGGUAUGCAAGGUGAUGAGCGUUCAGAGAGAAGACCAUCUCAUUUGGCAGCUGAUUCAGAAGCAGCUAAGACAUCUCCUAGGUCACCCUCACCAGAAGAUCUUGUGCCAUUAUGGAAACUGAAUGCAGCUCCCAAAGCAAGGGUUACUUCAGAAGCUACACAGUAUGCUGACACAGAAGUUGAAGAACUCCUGACUAUGCUUAGAGAAACUGAACACCUUGAAGAACAAGGAGACAUCUUACAGUACCUUGUUGAUACACAGGGACUUGACUUCAAUACAGGUGUGUAAAUGGAUAGGAUUCGACCUUUUA
Zootermopsis nevadensis is the source of this 2623-nucleotide messenger RNA. NCBI's taxonomy places the organism in Eukaryota, Metazoa, Arthropoda, Insecta, Blattodea, Termopsidae. The record is from RefSeq and is a predicted model, not a curated record.